AAAACGUUGAGAUGACGGAUCUUGGACUGCGGUAGAAGACGCCGGCCGGCAGUCAGGGGGCGAGGGUUCCUAUAACGCCAUUCGAGCCGUGAUUACCUACCAUGCGACUGAGGCGGAGAAACGACGCGGCAUCUCUUUUUUUUUUCCCUCCUUCUGUUGCCAGAUGCCAAAUCGAACAUCUUUCUCGCCAUACAGAAGGACACGAGUACUACUCCGUUGUCUUCCCCUGCCGCAGACAAAAGGAGAUUGUUGGGCUUGAAAGAAGGUCAUGGGAGGAUAUCAGGAUCGAGUGGAUGGAGGAAAUUGAACGAAUGGGUGGUGGAGAGACGAGCGAAAACUUUCACCCAACCUUGCAUUUUCAUUUCUUUUCUCAUUAUGUCUUUCUGGAAUAAGGCGUUCUAUUGAAUAUCAUUUGCCUCUUUCG
Aspergillus saccharolyticus JOP 1030-1 is the source of this 424-nucleotide messenger RNA. RefSeq lists its product as uncharacterized. The transcript is spliced from 2 exons. The coding region runs from base 102 to 392 and encodes 96 amino acids. NCBI's taxonomy places the organism in Eukaryota, Fungi, Ascomycota, Eurotiomycetes, Eurotiales, Aspergillaceae. The record is from RefSeq and is a predicted model, not a curated record.